AUGAAGUGGCGAUCUGUUUUAGUGACUUUUGUCUUACUGACCGACUGGUGUUUCCAGUCAGUGGCUGGUGACUUUGUGGCCUCUGAUGAACACCUAGACGUUGGCCAUGAUGAGGAUGUACACCCCAACACCCUCAGAGAAACAACUGCGGAUGUACUGGAUGUGAAUACCCAAACAAGCAGGGAUGUACCAGACACAAAUAUUGAAACAAACUGGGACAUACUGGACAUAAACAAGGACAACUAUGAGGAUGCUGACUGGCAUCCUCCUACCUCCUUCCUGGAGACACACUCCGAUGUUUUCCCUGACCCCCCACCGGUGAUGCGCGGCGGCAACACUGGUGUUGACGCCAGCAACAACCAAACCUCCAACCAGACUGUAGGUGCUUCAUCGGCACAGUGUGGCGAGUACAGCAGCCAGCUGAUGUCUAACGGGCAGUGCCGGCUGAUGGCAACGCUGCCCCCUGUGGGAACGUCGCAGAAACGCUGCCCAGAUAUGUUUCGCUGUACAGAUGACAUCUCCUAUUGGCUGCAUGAGAACCAGAACAGAAAGGAGCAGCUGGAGGAGCUGAGGGAGACAAUGUCAGAGCUGCAGGAGGAGCUGAGGAACCACCAGCAUCGAGUCAAGGCCCUGGAGAUACAGGCUGAAGAAAGUGUGAAUUCAAAUUCGACCUUUGAGCAGCGGUUGAGUUCUCUGGAGCUGCGUCAUGCCAAGGCCGACACGCUGCUCCACGUGCACGCGGCGCUGCUGUACGAGCUGCAGGCGCAGCUCCGCAACCUGUCGGCCACCGUGCAGCGCAUGAGCCACAGCACAGGCUGCAUGGUCAACGUCAUCAGAACUACGCCGCCGCUUGGCAUGCGAGACACACUGCCACCAGAUGGACGGUACCUGUCUUUCUGUCCUUCAGAUUGUGCAUCUCUGUAUUACAAUGGUGUUCGCCGCUCUGGUGUUUACACCAUAGUCCUGUCGCCAGGCGCCACCCUGCCUGUCUACUGUGACAUGGAAACCGAGGGUGGGGGCUGGACGGUGUUUCAGCGGCGACGCGAUGGCACCGUGAGUUUUAACCGUGGCUGGUCAGAGUACCGUGAUGGCUUCGGUGAACCACGAGGAGAACAUUGGCUUGGCAACCAGAACCUCCAUCUGUUGUCCAACCAGGGUCACUACAGCCUCCGCAUAGACCUGCAGGACUGGAGCCAUGUCCACAGACAUGCCCUGUACCACAGCUUCAGGAUAGAGGAUGAGGAGAACCAGUACCGCCUCCACGUUUCUGGGUUCAGUGGAACGGUGGAGGACUCGUUCGGUUGGUACCACGACCAGCAGGGUUUCAGCACGCCGGACACUGGCAACAUCUGUGCUGAGAUCAGCCACUCCGGCUGGUGGUUUCACCAAUGUUUCUACGCUAACCUCAAUGGCGUCUACUACAAGGGGGGGCGCUACUCUCUGAGAGCUCAGAAUCUGCUGGGGCCGGACGGCAUCGUCUGGUUCUCCUGGAAGGACUCAGACUUCUACUCUCUGAAGGCGGUCACCAUGAUGAUACGACCACGCAACUACAGGCCACGCCUGUCGCCAUAGUGAUCGAGUGCUUGUCAUUAGUUUAACAGACUGAAGCUCAGCUGGCAGCUUCUAAGGACGCGAGAGCUGCUAGAAAAUCUCCACUGGAGUACCACGUGUAUUCAUAUGCCACUGAAAAUAGUCCCCAACAAAGGCACUAUUUCCUCCUGUUUGAGUAACCUUUGCUAAAAACUACGGUGACAUCUCCUUUGUGAACCAGUGGGCUUGGAGCUGAGAGCUACAGGCAAGGUGGGGUAGUAC
Seriola dumerili (greater amberjack) is the source of this 1812-nucleotide messenger RNA. RefSeq names its product angiopoietin-related protein 7-like. The coding region runs from base 1 to 1572 and encodes 523 amino acids. The record is from RefSeq and is a predicted model, not a curated record. NCBI's taxonomy places the organism in Eukaryota, Metazoa, Chordata, Actinopteri, Carangiformes, Carangidae. The transcript is spliced from 6 exons.